Messenger RNA from Penicillium paradoxum, 1752 nucleotides. RefSeq names its product Auxin Efflux Carrier superfamily. Gene Ontology annotation, cellular component: membrane; endoplasmic reticulum. Gene Ontology annotation, biological process: transmembrane transport. NCBI's taxonomy places the organism in Eukaryota, Fungi, Ascomycota, Eurotiomycetes, Eurotiales, Aspergillaceae. The record is from RefSeq and is a predicted model, not a curated record. The transcript has 4 exons. The coding region runs from base 1 to 1752 and encodes 583 amino acids.
AUGGCCAUCUUUAACGCGCCUCGGUCAUUCCAAAAUGUCAAUGCUAUCGUCCCCCAGGCCCCAAUGGGCGUCAACCGCUUCUCCAUGGCAGGCGCUCACGAGAGCCACCCCCCAUUCUUUCACUUAGUAUUGCUUGUUUUUGAAGCCGUACUGGAGGUUGUAUGUGUCAGCUUACCCGGGUACAUCGCUGCCUAUCAGGGCAUUUUUGAUGCCGAUGCUCAGAAGUUGGUGGCAAACCUCAAUGUGACUCUGUUCACCCCGUGCCUCAUUUUCACAAAAUUGGGCUCACAAUUGACCGCUGAAAAGCUGACAGACCUCGCAAUCAUCCCAGUUAUCUUUAUUGUGCAGACUAUUGUCUCAUAUUCCUGCUCUUUCGUUAUCGCAAAAUGUUGCCGCUUCAAAAAGCGACAAUCAAACUUUGUGGCUGCCAUGGCGGUCUUCGGCAAUUCAAACUCUCUCCCAAUCUCCCUCGUCGUAUCGCUUUCGCAGACCCUCAAGGGUCUUCACUGGGACCGGAUCCCCAAUGAUAACGAUGACGAAGUUGCUGCGCGUGGAAUCCUAUACUUGCUUAUCUUCCAACAGUUAGGUCAGCUUGUGCGCUGGAGUUGGGGAUACCAUGUGCUCUUAGCACCUAAGGACCGAUACCUCGAGGAGGGGGAUCAUGAUGAGAAUGGGCAGUCUAUCAUCGAGCAGGGCCAGGCGCGAUACCUGGACAACCCAGAUCAAAUAGACCCGGAUGAACCGCUAGUUCGAACACGCAGCUCAGACGAUUUACACCAUAUCCAUCAUGCAACGCAUACCGAGCACCGUUUCCAGUCCGGCGAUCAAACACCUGUCUCGACGCGGGCUUAUUCUUACUCAAAGCUGUCCUCCGAUCAUUCGGAUGAGGAUGACUCGGAUGACACCCCGUCACUCAUCGGACCACCCCCGGCGGGCCCUUUCCUUCCGCGACAAAGCUCCCACGGUGACAUUCUCCAAUUCCCAGAUGUGGAAAUCACUGCGCGCGAAGUUCAAGAAGCCGAGAAGACAUAUUUCCAACGUGUCAAGGCAUCUUUGCGCAAAUCGCAAGACCGUCUCGGCCGGUGGUCGGACAAGAAAACCCGUGCACUCCACGCGCGCCUCCCCCCACACGCACAGAAGGGCCUCGCAUCAACCACGCGGGGACUGCGGCGCUUCCUCCAUGGCUUGUGGGACUUUAUGAACCCGCCUCUGUGGGCAAUGCUAGCCUCGAUUAUCGUCGCGUCCGUCCCCGCGCUCCAACAUCUUUUCUUCAACGACGGCACGUUUGUCCGCAACUCGGUGACCCGUGCGAUCGACCAGAACGGACAGGUCGCAGUGCCACUGAUCCUUGUCGUGCUAGGUGCGAACCUCGCGCGCAAUACAAUUCCCGCAGAGGCGCUGGCGGACAUGGAACACCCGCGCGAUGAACGCAAGCUUAUCAUCGCUUCAUUGCUAGCGCGCAUGUUUUUCCCUACCCUCAUCAUGGCGCCGAUUCUGGCACUCACGGCCAAGUUUGUGCCGGUCAGCAUCCUCGAUGAUCCGAUUUUCAUUAUCGUCUGCUUCUUGCUUACGGGUGCGCCGUCAGCGUUGCAACUGGCGCAGAUCUGUCAGAUCAAUAACGUCUACGUCGGCGCUAUGUCAAAGCUUUUAUUCCAGAGUUAUGUUGUCUGGAUUCUUCCAUCCACCCUCAUACUCGUUAUGACCGCUCUAGAGGUUGUCGAGUGGGCCGCUGCCUCCUCACAGAGUACCUAG